Molecule: messenger RNA, 375 nt
Organism: Parnassius mnemosyne (clouded apollo)
Lineage: Eukaryota; Metazoa; Arthropoda; Insecta; Lepidoptera; Papilionidae
Source: the annotation of a GenBank genome assembly
AUGGCUGCAAAAGAAACCGUGAAAACGAUUUGCAGAAAUGCGAGACCUGUGAUGUCUUCCGAUCUCACUGAAGCACGCAGGCGAGCCUUGGGUCUAUAUAGAGCAUUUUAUCGGUACAUACCUUACAUAAUAAAAUAUUUUGACAUACCCAAAAACGAGCAGGAUUGCCGCUGUAAAUUGAGAGAAUACUUUUACAAACAUGCCUGUGUCACAGAUGUGAGAGUUAUUGAUAUAUUAGUGAUUAAGGGUUAUAUGGAGCUUAAAGAAGUCACUCAUCUAUGGCAACAAAAAGGUCACGUAAUGUCUCAUUGGAAUCCAAGCGCCGAGCCUAAGCCCUGCGACUUCCUCGGCAAAUUUUUAGCGGGCAUGGAUUAA